AUGCUGUGUGUUCUGUCUGCCUGUUCAUGUGUCAGCAUAACUGAGUUCCAUAAAAAAUGGUAUAGGGACUAUAAAAGCCUUGAGUACGUGCACACAUACAUUCAGUGGUUGUUCCCACUGCAAGAACCAGGAGUGAACUAUGAGGCCAGUACACUGACAACGGAAGAAAUUACGGAUUUUCUUAAUCACAGCAUUGCAAAGAAAAACCUGCUGAAGUCGUACAAGCUCAUGUUGGACUUUUAUGGUAUCGUGUUGUGUGAUGAAAAGACUGGAAAAGUCAAGAAAGCAGAGCACUGGGAAGAAAGAUUUGACAACCUUAACAGUCACACACACAACAGCCUGCGCAUCACUCGCAUCCUGAAGUGUCUGGGAAACCUGGGUUACCGUCACUACCAAGCCCCUCUGGUCCGCUUCUUCCUGGAGGAGACUCUGGUCAACGGACAACUUCCAAACAUCAGGGACAGCGUCCUCAGCUACUUUAUGUUUGCUGUACUUGAUAAGAAAAAGCGCAGAGGUCUCAUCAAGUAUGCAUAUUUGAACUAUGAGCCUAAAGAUGAGUUUGUGUGGUGCCCAAAGAAAAUCCAAAAAUUGUGGUCAAUGCAGCCCAAGGCAGCAAAGGAAGAGGCCGCUGACUCUCUGGAGUCGCAGGAGGACACUGUGAUUUCUGACAGUGAAGCACAAGAAGAGGAAAACCUGUCUGCAGAUGAGUCGUGUAACAAUGCAGAGUAUGAGUCUCGUGAGGGUGAAGAAACUUUCAGCCAUAAUGAAGAUUGAUUGAUGACAAUGAAAAGCUUAUUCAUCUUAUGCUGAAUAAUACUGAUAAAUUAUACUGUGUAUGGAGUGUAUGCAGAUCCAGUGAUUUAGUUCAACAGUGCAGUUAGUCAAAAGGCCUGAUUCUUUAUGGAAAUGUUUGCUUACUUCAGUAUUCAUCAGCUUUGAA
Messenger RNA from Pundamilia nyererei, 940 nucleotides. Its product is annotated as opioid growth factor receptor-like protein 1. Lineage: Eukaryota; Metazoa; Chordata; Actinopteri; Cichliformes; Cichlidae. The transcript has 5 exons. Gene Ontology annotation, cellular component: membrane. The coding region runs from base 1 to 774 and encodes 257 amino acids. Gene Ontology annotation, molecular function: opioid growth factor receptor activity. The record is from RefSeq and is a predicted model, not a curated record.